CUCGUCUGGUUCUGAUCAAGAUGUUGUGCUGUCACUAGGUGCAAAACUAGCAGACUAGGAAGCUGCUGCCUGCAUAGCAUAAAGAUGUGUCCUCCUCACAAGCUUCCAAAUGAAGAUGACAUUUGAGAUCACGAUCAAGCUUCGACGCGUGCCGCACCAUCACAAGGACUACAGAAAUCACAGCAAUGGAAGCUUUUCUUUCCGAGACCUGUUCUGCAAGCAGACUUAGAAGGACCUGCGACAGAGCCAAAGGACACAGCAAAGUCGGGCAGCUGAGAGUUGCUUGUGAACAAAGGUGCUCCCGUCGUCGAAGAGUCAAGACGACGGUCAAAGAUCACGCUUACGGCAGGUCGGCGAAUGCGGGCACGAGCGCUGAACGCGGGGCGGAGGCUGCAAGACUUUUCGCACACUCAUACUCGCUGCGACUCUUGACUGGCCCGAGACGCCUUCUUCCUCUCCCUUUCUUCUUUCUUCUUCCCACACAACCAACCCCAAAGAGUUGCCAUCACCAACUUAACACGCCUUGUGUUUGCCUGGCCUCAGACCAUUGCAGACCACCCCUGAGACAAGACUCAACACCCUACACCCUCCAACGCUCGCCCGCAUUCCGGAUCCGACUUGAAAUCUACCAAGAACCCGCGACAUUCAGACCAAGCAGGCAGUUUAUGUAUUCGUCCCGCCGCUCUCAACGACUCGCAGUUCCGGACCCUCCCAAGCUGCAACCCUUUCGUAUAUUGCGAAGACCUUGUAGCAACCAACUCACAAACGACUGAACAAUUGCAUGUUGUCGACCAAUAUCGCCAACCCAUCAACAAUCUCCCACACCUACAUUUUACCCUAAACCAAAUUUUACCAUUAACCACCAACAACCGCAAUCAUGGCUGGAGGAUCUGUCAACAUCCGUCGCGACAUCAGCGACCCCUUCUAUCGCUACAAGAUGGAGCGUCUUCAAUCCAAGAUUGAAGGAAAGGGUAACGGUAUCAAGACCGUUGUCGUCAACCUGAGCAACGUCGCUCAGCAACUCGCACGCCCUCCUACUUGUAAGU
Molecule: messenger RNA, 1046 nt
Organism: Aureobasidium subglaciale EXF-2481
Lineage: Eukaryota; Fungi; Ascomycota; Dothideomycetes; Dothideales; Saccotheciaceae
Exons: 2
Coding region: 186-773 (195 amino acids)
Source: RefSeq, a predicted model, not a curated record